AUGGCUAUUCCAGAUUAUAUGACAGAUAAAAAUGCCGUCCUCAAGGACAAAGUGGACUGGCUUCAUGGUAAGGCUCCGGAUUAUACAAGAGCAAAUACACUCUACGAGAAGGAACGCUCUAAGAUUCAUGAAGCGGGUUCAUUAGAAGACCUUGUAACAAAUCUAGUAAAAAAUUGGGAAAAAGAAGCUUCUCAUAAAAUCAAGGCCGAACAAUGGCGCACAAUUGACCAUAAAGUUUACAAAUUCUCUACAAAUGGCGGCCCUUGGUCAACUGCAGAAGAUAUGUUAAGAAUCGGAACUUACAAUGCACUUAUUGGAGAGUCGGAAUUCUAUUCAGCUAGCCGUUUAAAUUUUGAGGAGUCACACAAUGUAUUCCGAAAUUCUUUGACUUCUGGUUUUGCUUGGGAGGUUAUCGAAGUCUUCUCUGGCCCUCCCAGAUGGGGCACGAUGUCCGGUGCUCUUAGAUGCCCCAUUCGCAACGGGGAAACACUAGUGGCAGAGCCGACAAACCAAGCGGUGGAAAUAUAUGGUAUCACAGUCGCUGCGCUUAGUGACAAAUAUCAAAUAACCUCUCUUGAAACCUUUUAUGAUCCUGCUGACCUCAUUAAUCAAAUG
Molecule: messenger RNA, 615 nt
Organism: Acaulospora colombiana
Lineage: Eukaryota; Fungi; Glomeromycota; Glomeromycetes; Diversisporales; Acaulosporaceae
Source: the annotation of a GenBank genome assembly